Molecule: messenger RNA, 2701 nt
Organism: Nanorana parkeri
Lineage: Eukaryota; Metazoa; Chordata; Amphibia; Anura; Dicroglossidae
Product: serine/threonine-protein kinase TNNI3K
Exons: 25
Coding region: 1-2508 (835 amino acids)
Biological process (GO): regulation of transcription by RNA polymerase II; protein phosphorylation
Cellular component (GO): nucleus
Molecular function (GO): ATP binding; protein kinase activity; RNA polymerase II-specific DNA-binding transcription factor binding
Source: RefSeq, a predicted model, not a curated record
AUGGGGAACUACAAGUCCAGACCCACCCAGACAUGUACAGAUGAGUGGAAGAAAAAAGUUGGCGAGUCCUACGCCGUUAUUGUGGAGAGGCUGGAAGACGACCUUCAGCUUAAAGAAGUCGAGCAAGCUGAACUUAAAUUGGUGUUCAGCUCAGACGACGCCUUCGGCAAAGUCAAUUUAAACUAUCGAACAGAGAAUGGCCUAUCUCUCCUUCACUCGUGCUGCAUCUGCGGCGGUACUAAGUCUCAUAUUCGAACGUUGAUGCUGAAAGGUUUACGACCAUCCAGGCUGACUAAAAAUUGCUUCACUGCACUACACAUAGCGGCCUAUAAGGACAACGCUGAGCUGCUGACAGCAAUGCUGCACGGUGGGGCGGACAUCCAGCAGGUGGGCUACGGCGCUCUGACAGCACUUCACAUCGCAACCAUCGCAGGAAACCACGAGGCUGUGGACAUUUUACUGCAACAUGGAGCCUAUGUCAAUGUUCAGGACGCCGUGUUCUUCACCCCGCUACACAUCGCAGCGUACAACGGUCACGAGCAGGUCACUCGCUUGCUGCUGAAAUUUGGAGCGGAUGUUAACAUGUGUGGAGAGGUGGGGGACAGACCUCUGCAUCUGGCCUCUGCCAAAGGCUACUUAACGAUCACAAAACUCCUGCUGGAAGAGGGCACCAAAGCAGACGUCAAUGCUCAAGAUAACGAGGAUCAUGUCCCACUCCACUUCUGUUCCCGGUUUGGUCACCAUGAAAUUGUCAAAUAUCUUCUACAGAAUACUGCUGAUGUCCAGCCUCAUGUUGUGAAUAUAUAUGGUGACACCCCCCUACACCUUGCUUGUUACAAUGGGAAGUUUGAAGUGGUGAAGGAGUUAAUUCAGCUGUCCAGCACAGAAAGUCUGACCAAGGAAAAUAUUUUCAGUGAAACGGCUUACCAUAGUGCCUGCACCUAUGGGAAGAAUCUGGAGCUCAUAAAGUUUCUUCUUGAUCAAAACGUCCUCAACAUCAACCACCAGGGUAGAGACGGGCAUACAGGGUUGCACAGCGCCUGUUACCAUGGACACAUGCGCCUGGUGCAGUUCUUAUUGGACAAUGGGGCUGACAUGAACCUGGUCGCCUGCGAUCCCAGCAGAUCCAGCGGGGAGAAGGACGAGCAGACUUGUCUGAUGUGGGCGUAUGAGAAAGGACACGACGGAAUUGUAACGCUGCUGAAACAUUAUAAGCGGCCUCAGGAUGAAUCUCCGUGUAAUGAAUACUCUCAGCCCGGUGGAGACGGUUCCUAUGUGUCUGUCCCGUCCCCUCUUGGGAAGAUUAAGAGCAUGACUAAAGAAAAAGCAGACGUACUGCUGCUGCGUGCCAGCCUGCCCUCACACUUUCACCUCCAGAUGUCCGAAAUUGAAUUUCAUGAAAUAAUUGGAUCAGGGUCAUUUGGGAAAGUGUAUAAAGGAAGAUGCCGUAAUAAAAUUGUGGCUGUGAAAAGAUACAGAGCCAACACUUUCUGUUCCAAAUCCGAUGUGGACAUGUUCUGCCGGGAGGUCUCCAUACUCUGUCGGCUCAACCACCCUUGUGUCAUCCACUUUGUUGGCGCCUGCCUGGAUGACCCCAGCCAGUUCGCUAUCGUGACUCAGUAUGUCUCAGGAGGCUCGCUCUUUUCUCUUCUUCAUGAGCAAAAAAGAAAUCUCGACCUGCAGUCAAAGCUGAUUAUUGCUGUGGAUGUCGCCAAAGGCAUGGAGUACCUCCACAACCUGACCUACCCCAUCAUCCACCGGGACCUCAACAGCCACAACAUCUUGCUGUAUGAAGAUGGACAUGCUGUGGUUGCAGACUUUGGAGAGUCAAGGUUUCUUCAGUCGGUCGAUGAGGACAACAUGACCAAACAGCCCGGGAACCUCCGUUGGAUGGCCCCAGAGGUUUUCAGCCAGUCCACGCGCUACACCAUAAAGGCCGACGUGUUCAGCUAUGCCCUCUGCCUUUGGGAACUGCUUACUGGCGAAAUCCCUUUUGCUCAUCUAAAACCAGCUGCAGCCGCUGCCGACAUGGCAUACCAUCACAUCAGACCGCCAAUAGGAUACUCCAUCCCCAAGCCGAUUUCCUCCUUGUUAAUGAGGGGCUGGAAUGCCUGCCCAGAGGGUCGGCCUGAUUUCUCGGAGGUCGUAUCCAACCUCGAGGAAUGUCUCUGUAACAUUGAGUUGAUGUCCCCAGCAUCCAGUAACAGCAGCGGUUCCCUUUCGCCCUCAGCCUCUUCAGACUGUCUGGUUGCUCGCAGUGGGCCAGGGCGUAGCCAUGUUGCCGCUUUGCGGACGCGUUUUGAGCUGGAGUACGCUUUGAAUUCAAGAGCUUAUGCUGGUUGGCCUCAGAGCUCGGAAGCCUCUUCCGGCCACGGUCUGACCUUAGAAGAGAUGAGGAAAAGUUUUCAGUACCCACCAAUAGACAAGAAUGGUUACGUGUCUGAUCCCAUGAGCACUAUGCGAUUUCAUAGUUGCUGCAGGAGCAGCAGUUUCGAAGACAGUAACUGACAGAUGGAGCCGUUACAGGCUGUGGCGGGAUACCAGUAAAAGGGCAAACGCAGCGCCACCUGACAGCCCAAGGGGAAGUGUUUACACACAAAGAUCCUCUCUUCUUUUAUUUAUGUCAGAUAAUUCAUUUUUAUGUUCUUGUUUUGUUCUUUUUUAUUACAUGAGAGAGACCGUGAGGCUUUAUCAAUUUUCA